Messenger RNA from Drosophila melanogaster (fruit fly), 1710 nucleotides. RefSeq lists its product as uncharacterized. The record is from RefSeq and is marked reviewed. Lineage: Eukaryota; Metazoa; Arthropoda; Insecta; Diptera; Drosophilidae. The transcript has a single exon. Bases 115 to 1710 code for a protein of 531 amino acids.
UAAUUGAAGUAAAUGUAAUAUAAUGAUUGGGUUAUUAAAAAUGAGCUAUAAACAUUAAUGAAGUAUAUUUAAAAUCGAGAACUUAACGCAAAAAGGCGUCAAACAACCACAGCAAUGAGCAGCAACAAUGGCAACGAUCAUUCGCAACAGCAGCAGCAGCAGGCGACGCCUGCCACAUCAGUUGCAACACCAGCUGCAGCAGCAACAACCACUGCCCCUCCGGAGGCUAGUGCACCUGGAUCCGGAUCAGGAUCGGGAUCGGGAUCACAGGCAUCGCGACCUGCAACGGCGCCUGCACGCUCCAGCAGCAGCAGCAACAACAACAAUAUUGCCACCAGCAGCACCAGCUUUUACAGGGUCAACCUGAGCAACACGAACAGCAGCAGCAUCAACAACAACACCACCAGCUGCAGCAGCAGCAGCAACAACGCUAACCAAGCCAGCAACAACAAUCACCAUGAGAGCAGCAACAGCACAUUGGUGGUCAACACGAGCAGCACUGCAUCAGCUGGUAGCACGGCAGCAGGAGGAAGCACUACAGCUGGAGCAACUGCAUCAUCAACCGCCACCAACAACAACCACAUUUAUGUGAAUCCGCACAGCUACGACAGCAGCACCACCGGCAGCGUGAGUGGUUCCACGGCAGUUAUGCUGCCACUGCCACUGAGUCUCCCGCUUAACCUGCAACAUCAGCCAUCGGCAGCAGGAGCAGCAGCAGGAUCAGCAUCUCUCGACUCGCAACAGCAAAAUCCGCUGGGUGGCAGCAAUACGGGCGCCAUUAGUCGCAUUGGAACCAUGACCGGAACUGGCACGUCCACAUCCACAACCCUAAGCACCCUGAAUACAUAUCUCUUUCCCUGUGGCGCCGACUCGGCCAGCAGUUGCGAUCUGGACAGUAACUUCAGCCAGAUGCUGGGCGCCGGCAGUGAGGGUGGCGCGAGCAGUUCCCUCAGCCAGACGACAGCGCCGGCGGGUGCGGGUUUGGGAUUGGGCGUGCAGCUAGGGCUGGGCUUCAUCAACAGUCGGCGGCGCAUCAGGCGGCUAUUCGGUGUGGGAGACAUGGUGCCGCCGGUGGCAACGCCCACACCCUAUGCAGCCGCCCUCAGGCGGCGCAGUUCGCAGUUGGUGCAAAUGACCAAGAAGCGGGAGAAGGAACUAGAGGAUCUGGAGCAGCAGCAGAGAAUAGCAACGGUAGCCUCGGCCAAUGCCGCCUUCCUCGAGCGCCGCGAGCAGCAGCAGCAGCAGCAGCAGCAGCAGCAACAGCAGCAACAUCUGCAACAGACGCAGCAGCAGCAACAUCUGCAGUUCGCCUUCAAUCCAUUGCAACCUGAAGCUGGGAAAAAGAAGAAAAAGAAGCCACCUGGACCGCCGGCGCACACGAGACAGCAAUCAUCGCGAACCAUGGACGAUCCAAUGAUGAAUCGACCCAGGAAGAGCACACCUGCGGCCAGCAAGAAGAAGGACAACCCCUAUGAGAAGUACCCAUCACCAAAAAUCCAAAAGCACCCACCGCUCUUAAGCCUCACCUAUACGAAACAAAAAAUGAUAAAAAAAAAAACAAAUAUCAAAAUAUCUAUGAAAAUUAUGCGGCAAAACAAGUGCUUCUAUUACCAUUUGAUUUACGCCAUUUGCUGCAAUUCGUUUGAUUUUCUUGCUUGUAACGAUUUGAAUAAAACGAUUAAGAAUACCUGCAAAUACAUAGUAUUUUAA